CAUGAAACUCUCUAUGCAGAAAGAGAGAACGAGAGAGAAAGAAAGAGAGAGAAAGAGUAGUUUAGUUCUCCGCGUCUCGAAGAUUACGCGCGAGUCGCGUACGGUGUUUCACGAGAGCAGAGUAGUUAGAGCGAGGUCGCUUGUGCUUUUCUACGCGAUGUCUCAUUCGUGUCUUCUUCCUAUUUUCCAUUGACCUCAUCCUUGCCCUUCUUCGUAUUAUUCUGCGUUUUAAUGUUCGCCAAUUGAUAAACGUGCAUAAGAAAUUCGUGUUUUAAAUAAUCGUCGUUAAUAUCAUCGUGUCGUAUAUAUAUUAAAAGGAGACAAAGUGAAAAGAAGAGAAAAAGAGAGAGAGAAAGAGAGAGCGAACGAGAGAGAGAGAGAGAGAGAGAGAGAGAAAGAGAGGUGUGAAAAGGAUAACCCAAACAAAGAGUAACAGAGAUAUAGAUAGAAAGAGAGGAAUAAGAAAAUAAGUUUUGUGGUUUUUAAAAAGAAAAAAAAAAUAAAUAAUAGAAUCGCGAAGGAUAGAAAGAGAGAAAGAGAGAGAGAAAGAGAGAGAGAGAGAGAGAGAGAGAGAAAGAGAGAAAAGAAGAAAGAACGAAAGAAAGAAAGAAAGAAAAGGAAGAAAGAGAACGUCUAAUAUGCGGGACGUCAUUGGGUCGAGCGAGCGAGCUCCGAGACAAAAUGGGGCCCGUUGAUCGGGCCCGGAAGAGCGCUGGGCUCCGAUCACUAACGGAGGUAUGGAUGUCAUCGGGGACGGGGACGAGCAGACCCUCCAGGCGAUUCUAGGUCGAGGCGACUUCGUUGGAGGAAUUGACAACGAAGCCUUUGACUUUUCGCAGUUGGAGGAUUUCAUUAACAGCGACAGCGAACAACCAGCAACAUAUUUCGCGGACACUCUCGCGGCAGAAGAAAACGGGAGUGGAACGACGAGUCAUGGCGAUCGAGUUGAAGCAACGGGUAGUCAGCAAACACCACAACGUUUACCUUCACCGAUCGCUCACAAUCAUGCUGUGUCGAACGCAUGUUCUUCUGGUACCACCACUACCACCGUCCCAACCGGUACCGCCUACAAAGAUCCACAAUCGUACGUUCAUCCACAUCCGUUGCCAGAAAGUCCACCGGACAGUGGAAGCGAGCCACCAUAUUCUCCGCCUGGACACCAUGAUCCCCAACACGUUCACUCGCCACAUCAAAAGGCGGCCUUACAAGAAAUACUUUUACAUCACCAAGGUAAUACAUCCAAUUAUCCAGGCAAUUUGUUACCAUCCUCACCAAGAACAUUGGCCACAUCUACUGACCCCUUAUUGUUGACACAUCCGGUCUUAACUCCUCAUCUUACAUCAGGAACGACGAAUUUAUCGACUCAACAACAAAUAGCACCAACCUUAGUACCGUUGUCGCACGAACAUGGUAACGAUGGUAUUAACACGUUAUACUCGUCUCUUCAGUCAGCACCUAAAAAGAGAAAACUUAGUCAGGAUGGGCUUGUUCAUGUCAAACAGUCUUUGCAUAAGGAGCCGGAACUUGGUACGGUGGAACAUAGUUGCAGCAGUAGCAGUGCUGUUCUCGAUGGUGACGAAGUUGCUGACAGUAAUUACAUUGAUCCAAGUUAUCAAUGCAUACGAUUUCAUCCCUUUCAACAAACUUCUUGGCACGUACUUUGUGAUCAUAAUCUUAAAGAACUUCCUGUACCGCAUUACAGAGUCGAUGCGGAUAAAGGAUUUAAUUUUAGUAAUUCUGACGAUGCUUUUGUUUGCCAAAAGAAGAAUCAUUUUCAGAUCACUUGCCAUGCACAAUUACAAGGCGAAGCUGUAUUCGUACGAACUGGUGAAGGAUUGAAGAAGAUAAAUAGCUUUCAAUUACAUUUUUAUGGUGUUAAAGUCGAAUCGCCGACGCAAACUAUCAGAGUAGAACAAAGUCAAAGCGACAGAAGUAAGAAACCCUUUCAUCCUGUUACCGUUGUUUCCAGGGUGGAUUUAGGCGGCGAACGUGUUACGAAAGUAACAGUCGGCCGCUUACAUUUUAGUGAAACAACGAGUAAUAAUAUGCGUAAAAAAGGAAAACCAAAUCCAGAUCAAAGAUAUUUUCAUUUGGUUGUUGGUCUUCAUGCUCAUACAGCAGACCAAGCCAGUUAUCAAGUCGUUGCACAUGCAUCGGAAAGAAUAAUCGUUAGGAACCAGCAACAUUUUGUACAGGCAAGUAAUCCAGGGCAAUUUGAAUCUGAGGGUAGUGGUGUCGGAGCUGAAGGAGGAUGGCAAAGAGGUGCUGCACCUGAUAGCGUUUAUCAUGCUGGCCGAGUUGGUAUUAAUACGGAUAGACCGGACGAGGCUCUUGUAAUUCAUGGGAAUAUGAAGGUUACUGGUCAUAUAGUUCAACCAAGCGAUGCAAGAGCUAAACAAAAUGUUCAAGAAGUGGAUACACGUGAACAAUUGAGAAAUGUACAACAGCUUCGUGUUGUAAGAUAUCGAUAUGCUCCAGAAUUUGCCUUACAUUCAGGUUUGGGAAUAAAACCACAAGAAGAUACCGGUGUUAUAGCUCAAGAGGUACAACAAAUUUUACCGGAAGCUGUACUUCCGGCCGGCGAUAUUGUUCUUCCAAAUGGUCAAAGAAUUGAAAAUUUUUUGGUCGUUAAUAAAGAACGAAUAUUCAUGGAAAAUGUAGGGGCCGUGAAAGAACUUUGUAAAGUAACAGAUAGUUUGGAAACUAGAAUAGAUCAACUAGAAAGAAUAAACAAACGCCUUGCUAAAUUAAAAAGAGGCGACAGUCUUAAAAGUUCCGUCAGUACGGUAUCUAGCAUAUCGAGUAAUAAAUACUCAUCGCCUACUAAUAACAAAUCGUCUAUCCUUGGAAAAACAAAAAGGAUUGAAAGAGAGGACGAACUUUUAUGCAGUAAUAAAUUUAUACAAAUUAUUAUCGUUAUACUUAUAUUGAUCAUGGCAUUUUGUCUCGUUGCAAUGGCAACAUUAUAUUUUUUGGAAUAUCAGAAACGUAGUAGCCUCGAAUGGUCUACAAUGGCAAGUAAAGAUAUGCUGGCUGUGAAACCUGUUCAUCCAGCAAUGUUAUCAACAACUCCAACAUACGAUCCUAGAUUGAAUUCUUUAUUACAUAGUACAAUAUCUUCUUUAUAUACAAAACACGGUCCGUAUACGAGAGGUUUAGACGGUGGAUUAUCCUUAAAAAGUAAUUCAUUAACAACACAAACGCCUAACACGAAACAACAAUUAUAUUCGCAAGAAAUAACUUCGUGGUAUCCGAUAAAUCAUUCGGGACCACAACCAAAGCUCGAUAAAAAUAACGAAUUUCCUGGGAAUUGGUUGAGUAAAAACGGUGCAGGUGCCAUUCCUAGUAAUGUAGACGAAAAUGAUCAAGGAACAGACGUUGAUGCAAUAUCAAACAAGGAUCCGAUUCCUUUAGGAAGACCAAUUGAUUGUCCUGCACAUUUUAGUGAACUCGAAAGUCCAUGUCAGAUUUAUUGUUGCUCUGCUGAAAUUCAUCAAUUGGAAGAUCCACAACCAGAUCAUCCACCAGAGAAAAAAUCUAUUUCAGAUCAUCUGGAGCAACCUUUAAAUAUUCAUGAAGAGAAGCGUAAAGUAAGCAAAGGUUUUCAAAAUGGCAUUAAUCCAUCUGAUCCUAGCACACAAACUCUCGUAAAAGAGAGCAAUUACAAAUAUCUACAUAAAAGGACAAAACGAGAAACUGUUGGUGCAGAUUGGGGAGAAGUAGCUAGUAACGCUGCUGGUUCUUUACCACCAGAACCUAAACCCCAAUUGUUUAUAGUUGCCAAAAGCUUUAAUGUCUCCUUAGAUCAACGAUAUUGCACUGCUGCCUCACCAAAUACUCCAAACAAUAUUAGUUGUAUUAUACCAUUAUCUAAACAUAUGCCUGAUAUGCAUCUUACGUUACACUUUCUUGGUAUGCCUUGGUUUUGGCAAACGGUGCAACAAUGUCCAGUAUCAUCGACAUCUAUUGACGAAACAAUGGUAUGCGGUUGGACUUAUACUUUGCAACAACAACAAACACAAUAUAUUGAAAAUAACAAUCAACCAGGCGAUCAAUCUUUUCCUUUGGAUGUAGCACAUUAUCUCAGGAAAACGUUAAAAUUUCGUGUACCCACUGUACAGCCCCAAGAAAAUAUCUGUAAGAAUCAACACGGCGUUGAUUAUUUAGAAUUCACAUUGCACUUUUAUCGGGACUGCAAUGAAUAAUUUUUCAUCACAUGAAUUAUGUUUUACCAUGAUAUAGAAAGAGUGACACAGAAUUUCAGUGUACAAUUCAAUCAAUCUCAACAGUAAGUGAUAAUAUUUACAAUAAACCUGAUUGUAAAUCUCUCCCGUGCCUUAGGAUACUCUGUAAUUCUUUUUAUGUCCUCUCUCUCUCUUUCUCUCUCUUUCUUUCUCUUUCUUUUUCUCUCUCUUUCUCUCUCUUUCUCUUUCUCUCCUCUCUCUCUCUCUUUUUCUCUCUCUCUCUGUCAUAAAAAUUUAAACAGAUAUUUAAUACAUGGGCAUUAAAUUUUGAACAAACUGCACAUAGUAUUUUGUAAGUAGUUAUAUAUUUUAUAUAUUUUCAUAACGAUCUAUGGCAAAUGUGUCAGAUAUCAUUAUCCAAUGAAACAUAAUUGUUCAAAACUUUUUAUUUUAAUCUAAUAGAAGUUGGAUGAUAAGUGAUGAAUGUAUACUGAAAAAAAUGAAAAGAAAAAAAUGUUUUAAUUUAUAAAUAAUUACAGACAAACAAAUUUGCAUUAUGACAUAUGUAUGUAAAAUUAAUUUGAUAUUACAUCAUAGCUAUCUUUUUUAAUAUAUUAAGCGCAAUUGUAAAAUCAUAUCGAAUCAAAUAUCAAUUGAUUUGGUGAAUACUCCUUUGAAAUGAUACAUAACUAACGAAGGAGAAAUUUUGUCAUAUAUAUCAUUAUUUAUUAUUAAUUACAUACUUCUAUAAUACUGUCAUUAUCAAAUACUUUUGAUAUUAUAGGAUUUCAAGUUCCUAGAAACAAUAUAUGUAAUAAAAAAAUUUGUUUUUAAAACAAAUUAUUUUAAGAUACUUACAAUUAAUAAUGCAUUCAUACAUGAUCCUAAUUUUGUUUGGGCUUUAAUUAAACUUAUUAUGUAUUAAUAUGUAUUACCUCUUCUUUUGUACAAAAUUAAAUUAUCACAAUUUUUUUUAUUUAAAAUCCUCAUGUAUUGGAAUAUGCAAUGGAAAUGUCUAUUGUUAUGUAAUUAAUUAUAAAAAAAUAUAAUAUUAUUAAUUAACACAAAGAAGAGAACAAAGAAAAUAAUAUAAAAGAAAUGAUUGUGAAAACAUUUCCUUUUCAAUCAAUUUUAUAGAAUUAUUUGUAACAAUUUGUUACAUGAACAUUUUUAAUUUUUAUUUCUUAGAAGAAAAAAAAAAUAUUAAGAACUAGCAAGUUACGUGCAUUGUAUCACUUACUGCCGUCCAUAUAUUUUUUUUUUUUUUUUUUUUUUUUUUGGGGCAA
Messenger RNA from Vespa crabro (European hornet), 5470 nucleotides. Its product is annotated as myelin regulatory factor-like protein. The coding region runs from base 738 to 4205 and encodes 1155 amino acids. Gene Ontology annotation, biological process: positive regulation of DNA-templated transcription; protein autoprocessing. Gene Ontology annotation, cellular component: endoplasmic reticulum membrane; nucleus. The record is from RefSeq and is a predicted model, not a curated record. Gene Ontology annotation, molecular function: DNA-binding transcription factor activity; sequence-specific DNA binding. The transcript is spliced from 18 exons. NCBI's taxonomy places the organism in Eukaryota, Metazoa, Arthropoda, Insecta, Hymenoptera, Vespidae.